Angiostrongylus costaricensis is the source of this 264-nucleotide messenger RNA. Lineage: Eukaryota; Metazoa; Nematoda; Chromadorea; Rhabditida; Metastrongylidae. The record is from the annotation of a GenBank genome assembly.
AUGAGAGGGUUGGAGAAUGAAAUGAGCUGUUCACAUAAAGCACAUGUUUCGGCAUCAAUUAAGAAGUACCUCUUCGACGAAGACUCAAUGCUAGAGGCAGACCCUCCGUCGAAACCUGAACGGCAUUCAAUAGCGCUGGUGUUCGCGGAUAAAGCUUUUAUUCAUGUCCAUAUCGCACAGCACGAUACAGCCAUUGUUCUACCGUUCAUCAUAGUAAUGAUGGUAUCACUUCAAUCGAUUAUGGUAACGGUUACACCUUGCUAA